UCUUGUCCAAGUUCACAGAUGUGACUAACAGAUUAGAAAUACAAGCAUGGGAGAAAAAUUACCAUGCCUGUACAUUAAAGUAUUACUGCCCGGGGCCCUUCAGCAACACUGUGGCCUAACAUAGUGAUUACAUAUUUAUAAAUGUCCGACCCUGGCAGCUGUCCCUGAUAACCAGGUUGCACUAUUGAUUAGAUGUGAUACUGUCUAAUACCAUGCUUUUCACUUUUUAAACUCUGUUUGCAUAUAUUCACACACAAGCUGUGCACAUGAAAGGCAGCUCUUUGUCAUAAUCAUUCAGUUUGGUUUAUGUCCAUAAAAAAGCAGCACUGUUACAAAUGAAAGCAGAUAUUAUUUCAGAAUGCCAAUGGACAUAGGUGUGUUAUUUGUUACUCUCCUGCUGUAUUGAUAAUGAGGAUUUAUUAUGGCACAGUUGACAAUGAGUGCAACGUGCAUGCGUUAGUGGGAGGGAUUAUCCAUCAAGUAGGGCAAGUGGCUGAGACUAAGGACUGCAAUUUCAUCCAGCCUAGUUCGUUUUAGUCAUCUGCUCAGUGCACAGACGGGACAAGGAGACCAAUUCCAGUGCUGCUUAUCUGUCAAAGCCCAAAAAGGCUAAAGUGAAAAUGGUAAAGUACAUGCGACAGCACAGCGAGCUGAAACCCGAGGAGGUCUUGUCGGAGUCUGAUGCGUCCAUGGACCAGCAAGAUUUCGGAGAAAUGUCCGACUAUUCUUUCAGCGACGUUUUAUACUCCAAAUGUUCCGCAAUGGACCAAAUCGGCACUUUUAUGAAGAACGUGCAAGUGCUGCUCGAUGCAGCAAAUUACAUAGAAAAUAUCGAGAAGAACCACGGAAAAUAUGAGCAUGGGUAUGCUUCUAUAUACCCAAUCACCCAGACUGCACAUCAACAGAAACAACGUAAAUUUAAGAACAGGAAACUGGACAACAUUCACAAUAGGUCAGCACACAAUGAACUGGAAAAAAAUAGACGAGCACAUCUCCGCCUGUGUUUGGAAAGGUUGAAGUCCCUCAUCCCUCUGGGACCAGACUGCAGUCGGCACACCACACUGGGGCUGCUCAACAAGGCCAAAGCACAUAUCAAGAAACUUGAAGAGAUGGACCGGAGGAGUCAGCACCAGCUAGAAACCUUAGAGAGGGAGCAGAGGCACUUGCAGAGGCAGUUAGCCCAGCUGCAAACUCAUGGAGAGAGGGAAAGGGUGUGUAUGGACAGCCUGGGCUCCCAGAUGGACUCUGACCGCUCAGAGUCGGACAGAGAGGAAAUUGAAGUUGAUGUGGAAAGCACUGAGUUCUCCCAUGGAGAAAUGGACAGUGUAAGCACCAGUGGUGUAAGUGACCUGGAUGACCCUAGCAGCCAACAGAGCUCAGCGAGUGACGAGGGCUACUCCACAUGCAGUCUAAAACUGGCCUUCUCUGCAUAAAGCACCAGCCUAUACAUUCACUUGAGCUGCAGUCUUUAAUGGCUUUCACCUUUCAAAGUACCAGCCUACAGCUUCAUUCUCUUUAGCAGUUUAGGUUGUCUUCAAAAGAAUCAGCCUCAAUCCCACCUUUACCUGACAAAUGAAACAUCUACUCCCCCCC
This is a messenger RNA of Monopterus albus (swamp eel), 1593 nucleotides long. RefSeq names its product max-interacting protein 1-like. Gene Ontology annotation, biological process: regulation of transcription by RNA polymerase II. The record is from RefSeq and is a predicted model, not a curated record. Gene Ontology annotation, molecular function: protein dimerization activity; DNA-binding transcription factor activity, RNA polymerase II-specific; RNA polymerase II cis-regulatory region sequence-specific DNA binding. NCBI's taxonomy places the organism in Eukaryota, Metazoa, Chordata, Actinopteri, Synbranchiformes, Synbranchidae. The transcript has 6 exons. Bases 621 to 1433 code for a protein of 270 amino acids.